AGCUUCAGUCUCUCUGUGCGCUUCACCGGAGGAUCCUGACGCUCCUUGUGUUUGUGUAGGAGACUGAGAUUCAUCCUCACCAUCACCAUCAUGGUCGAGCAGUUUGUCGGGACCUGGACUCUGACUUCCAGCGAGAACUUUGAUGACUAUAUGAAGGCACUCGGUGUGGGCUUCGCCACCCGCCAAAUGGGCAACAUGGCGAAGCCUAACCUGGUGAUCAGCGUGGACGAUGCUGGAGUUGUUUCAAUGAAGUCUGAGACGACUUUCAAGACCACUGAGAUCAAGUUCAAGCUGAGCGAGGAGUUCGAGGAGACGACUGCAGACGGCCGAAAAACCAAGACUAUCAUCACUUUUGACAAUGGCAAACUCGUGCAAGAGCAGAGCUGGGAUGGAAAGAAGACGACACUAGAAAGAGAGAUUCUAGAUGGAAAACUAACAGCUAAAUGCAUCAUGGAUGAUGUGGUUGCAGUGAGGACCUAUGAGAAAGCUUAAUUAAACCUCAUGUUCAGUAUGGACCUUUGUUCCACUACAGGAUGCCAAAUGCACUGAUGUCAAACAUGCCAAUAAAGUCUGAACUGUGACACUUCAA
This is a messenger RNA of Epinephelus lanceolatus (giant grouper), 589 nucleotides long. It is a transcript of the gene fabp4b, whose product is annotated as fatty acid binding protein 4b. Gene Ontology annotation, molecular function: lipid binding. NCBI's taxonomy places the organism in Eukaryota, Metazoa, Chordata, Actinopteri, Perciformes, Serranidae. The record is from RefSeq and is a predicted model, not a curated record.